CUCGAAACGCCGUGUCCACCCACUGCCGCAGACUCCUGAUCUGAAUCUAUUCCGCAAGAGUCAGAAAACAUAUAGCUUCUUAUGGAGUAAAUUGGCAACGAGAUUACCCCCCUUCUUUCCCCCCUUCUCUUCUCUUCCCUCCGAGAAAAGAACGAGUUGCGCGGUAUCUGUCAACAUGAUCUUCCCGUCAGUCUCUGCCGUCGUUGGCCUUCUCGCCCUUCCUGCCACCGUCCGAGCUGUGUUCCAUGACGAAGUUGGUGACAUCGACUUCCAUUUCGACCUUGUCGGCCUACCUCAACGCGAAACCACAUUCUUCCACAAGCCCCGGCCAGACGACAAGGCCAGCCUCCUCUAUACCCUUAGCGACGUUGGGGUUCUUGGCGCGGUCAACCCAGGAAGCGGAGCUGUGGUAUGGAGGCAGCUGAUCAGUGGCAACAUAACAAAUGGCGGUGGUCAUCUACGAGCUGGGGACGGCGAGACUUGGAUCGCCAGCGCGUACGGCAGCUCGGUCCAGGCCUGGGAGGCGAUCAGCGGUCGGAAUCUGUGGUCGUUAGACUUCCAAGGCGAGAUCAAAGACCUCGAGGUGAUGGAAAUUACAGAGAACGGGCGCAAGGACGUGUUGGCUCUUCAUCAUGAUGAUGGCGCUACGACGCUGAGGCGGCUGUCCAGCACCGAAGGACGUGUGUUGUGGGAGUUCAAAGAGACGACCAAAGACCUGCCCUUACAAGUCAGCACAGACGUCGAGAAGGUCUUUGUCAUCAGCUUGCACGGGAAUCUCCUGUCAUACGGCCUGAAGGUCACUGUCCUCGACAUAUUGACAGGCAAACGCCUGGACGAGAUCUCUGUUGGCACCAAGGGCGAUGUCACCAGCGAGGAAGAUGUCAUGUUCGUCGGCGCUAACUCUGCUGCGCCGAUUGUCGCCUGGGCGGAUGCCUCUCUGACAAGGCUGAGAGUCAAUGUGCUGGGCACCAAGAAUACCCAGGAUUUGGCCCUGCCGGCUGACACCACUGCGGUGGAGAUACAUGCACCUCACCUGGCACAAUCGCAACCGCACUUUCUUGUGCACAGCCGAACCAAGGUCGGCACAAAGGCCGAGGUUUACCAUAUUGAUCUGAAGAGCCAUGCGAUCAAGCUGGCUUACGAACUCCCUCAUCUUGCAGGCCCAGGCGCUGUGUCUACCAGCUCAGAUGGUGCCAAUGUCUACUUCACGCGUAUCACGGGUUCUGAGAUGACUUUGGUCUCGUCUACCUCGCACGGUGUUUUGUCUCGCUGGCAAGUCAACACUGGCAACUAUACGGCAGGUGCAGUGCAUGGCGUUUCCGAGGUCAUCAAGAAGUCUGGCGAUGAGUUUGCAGUCCGAGCUGUCGUUGUCACUGAUGCCGAGGACUGGCUCCUUUUCCGAAACGGAGAGUCGGGUUGGUCUCGCCCCGAAGGAAUGACUGCUGCUGUGGCUGCGACGUGGGCUGAGAUACCUGAGUCUGAGGACCUGGUCAAGUCUCUCGAGGCUGAAGCUCACGACAAUCCCCUGUCCGCGUAUGUGCACCGUGUCAAGAGGCACUUUGACGAUCUGCAGUACCUACCGGGCUACCUGGUCUCUGUCCCUCAACGCAUCAUCAGCAGUAUCUUCGGAACAGAGAGCUCGCGGAAGGCUGGUCUCUUUCGUGAUAGCUUUGGUUUCAACAAAAUCGUGAUUCUGGCCACGAGGCGCGGCCGGCUUUAUGGUCUCAAUGUAGGAGAUCAUGGGAAAGUGCUCUGGACUCAAAGAGCGCGUGCCCUGGCUCCUGGUGAGAUCUGGAACGUGAAAGGAAUGAAUGUCGACGACGCCAGGGGCUACAUCACUGUCCGUGGCGCUCAAGGUGAUUACGUGAUCGUCAAGACGGACUCUGGCCAAAUCAUCGAGUCCAUGCCGCCAGGUUCAUGGCCCCCAGUUCAGAGCACCGCGUCUGUCGACACUCCCUCGGGCAAAUUCCUUCUUUCUGUUGGACUCGAUGGGAAGGUCGGCAGUAUCCCGGCUACCUGGGCUCCUGAGCAGAUUGUUGUGGUUCAGGGUACCGAAGGCGAACUGAAGGGCCUCAAGUUCGUGGUCGACGGUGCUCAGUCUCGAGAAGAGACAGCAUGGACAUUCUCCCUCCCUCCUUCUCAACGGUUGGUGGACACUGCUUCUCGACCAUCCCACGACCCCGUCGCCUCAAUCGGUCGCGUGCUGGGGGAUAGACGGGUCAAGUACAAAUACCUAAACCCCAACACCAUAGUUGUGGCCGCUAUGGAUGAUGCUGCCUCCACUCUCACGGUAUAUCUGCUGGAUACCGUCUCUGGGCAGAUCCUGUCCUCGGCCGAGCAUGAGGGAGUUGACACAGGAAAGCUUGCACAUUGUGCGGUGUCAGAGAAUUGGUUCGCCUGCUCCUUCUAUGGCCAAUAUGCCCUUCAGGACAACCCCACUCAGUCUGUGAAGGGAUAUCAGCUGGUCGUCUCUGAUCUGUAUGAGUCGGAGCUUGCGAACGAUAGGGGCCCCCUCGGAGACUCCGCGAACUUCUCAUCACUCAACCCCAUUGAUACUCCUACUGGUCCUCCUCUUCCGUCUGUCGUCUCUCAGACAUAUAUCCUUGCGGCCCCAGUCUCUGUCCUUGCAGUUACCGAGACCAGGCAAGGCAUAUCCUCUAGGCAACUUCUUGCUUACCUUCCGGAGACGCACAGUAUCUACGGCAUCCCGCGCGCGCUUCUCGAGCCUCGAAGAGUCGUCGGCCGAGACCCCUCACCUCUCGAGGCCGAGGAGGGCUUGAUGAAGUACCACCCAGCCAUCGAGGUUGACGCCAAACUGAUUAUUACCCACGAGAGAGACGUGGUUGGGAUCCAGAAGAUCAUUACGGCCCCUGCGAUAGUCGAGAGCACUAGCCUGGUCUUUGCGUUCGGCAUUGACGUGUUCGGCACUCGAGUAGCGCCGAGUUUUGUGUUUGACAUUCUCGGCAAAGGGUUCAACAAAGUGACCCUUGUCGCUACAGUGGCUGCAUUAAUGGUUGGUGUUCUGGUCCUGGGCCCCAUUAUUCGGAGGAAGCAGAUCAACAUGCGUUGGAAACCCACACAGUAGAUGUAGACUAUCCCAAUUAGAAUUUCAUACGAUUUCACGACCCU
Messenger RNA from Cryphonectria parasitica EP155, 3129 nucleotides. Its product is annotated as DUF1620-domain-containing protein. The coding region runs from base 176 to 3085 and encodes 969 amino acids. NCBI's taxonomy places the organism in Eukaryota, Fungi, Ascomycota, Sordariomycetes, Diaporthales, Cryphonectriaceae. The transcript has 2 exons. The record is from RefSeq and is a predicted model, not a curated record. Gene Ontology annotation, molecular function: protein binding. Gene Ontology annotation, biological process: protein folding in endoplasmic reticulum. Gene Ontology annotation, cellular component: EMC complex.